AUGGUCUUGUUCCUGAGGAAAUGGUCUGGUAUUCAAGUUAUAUUCUUGUCCAUUGACUCAGUGCUUUACUUUGACUUUCUGUUGCCGGUGGACCAGUCCCAAAGGUCGUAUACUGGGAGCAUAUUCAUCGUGGUGACUCCAUGCCACGGAGGAGCCCACAAUGGCCACUUUCUAUGUACAGAAGGCGGUCUAAUGUUUCUACUAAAUGGAGACCUGUCAGGGUGGGACUCCUUGGAUUGUGGGAAAAGACUUUCUCUGGGACCUCUUGAAGCCUUUAGUCUUCUAUGGAUACAAUGUAUUCCCAAUGAAGACUGUGUGACCCCAUGCCAUGGAGGAGGAGCCCACAAUGGUGACUGGGAGACCUAUCAGGGUGGGACCCCUUGGAUUGUGGGAAAAGACUUUCUCUGGGACCUCUUGAAGGUUGUGGCAGAGCAGAUCCCGAUGUUGGUUCAGGGAGUUCGAGGCAGCCAAUCACAGCCGGAGAGUCCGAGCGCCCAACUGUCCCUCAUCAGUGCCGGCCAGAACUUCCUGCAGCCUGGCGGUAAACUGGUGGCGGCAGGGAAGGCGGCCGUCCCGACCGUAUCGGAUCCGGCAUCCGCCAUGCAGCUUGGUCAAUGCAUAAAGAACUUGGCUACCGCUCUAGCUGAGCUCCGCACCGCCGCACAGAAGGCACAGGAAGCAUGUGGACCUCUGGAGAUUGACUCUGCACUGAACCUCAUUCGUUCCCUGGAACAAGACCUAAAGGAGGCCAAAGCAGCUGCCAGAGAGGGCAAACUGCAGCCGCUGCCCGGGGAGACGAUGGAGAAAUGCUCACAAGAUCUGGGAAGCAGCACCAAGGCAGUGAGUUCUUCCAUCGCACAACUUCUGGGUGAGAUUGUCCAUGGGAAUGAGAACUACACAGGACGUGCUGCCCGUGAUGUUGCCCAGGCCCUCCGUUCCCUGGCUCAGGCCAGCCGUGGAGUGGCCGCCAUGUCUGGAGAUCCGGCAGUGCAGAACGCCAUGUUGGAGUGCGCCGGAGAUGUCAUGGAUAAGGCUGGAAAUCUCAUUGAAGAAGCUAAGAGAGCCGUGGGAAAGCCGGCGGAUGCCGAGUGUCAGCAAAGAUUGGCUCAGGUGGCCAAGGCCGUGUCUCAGGCUCUGAGCCGAUGCGUCACUUGUCUUCCGGGACAGAGAGACGUGGAUGCCGCCAUAAAGAGCAUCGGAGAAGCCAGCAAGAAACUCCUGGCCACAUCUUUCCCCCCCAGCACCAAGACUUUCCAGGAAGCUCAGGGCCAACUGAACCAGGCUGCCGUCGGCCUCAACCAGUCAGCCAAUGAACUAGUGCAGGCUUCCCGGGGAACGCCUCAGGAUCUCGCCAAGGCUUCUGGGAAGUAUGGCCAGGACUUCAAUGAGUUCCUUCAGGCUGGAGUGGAGAUGGCAGGACAAUCACAGAACAAGGAGGACCAGUCCCAAGUGGUCUCCAACCUCAAGAGUAUUUCUCUGUCAUCCAGCAAGUUGUUACUGGCAGCUAAAGCACUUUCUGCUGAUCCUGCCGCUCCCAACCUGAAGAGCCAGCUGGCGGCCGCAGCCAGGGCUGUGACCGACAGUAUCAAUCAGCUGAUCACGGUGUGUACCCAGCAAGCCCCGGGACAGAAGGAGUGUGACAACGCUCUACGUGAGCUGGAGACGGUCCGAGAACUCCUCCAGAACCCGACGGAGCCAGUCAACGACCAGUCCUACUUCAACUGCCUGGACAGCGUCAUGGAGAACUCCAAGGUUCUAGGUGAGUCUAUGGCCGGAAUUUCUCAGCAUGCGAAGACCAGCAAUUUGCCGGAGUUUGGUGAGGCGGUCAGCACGGCAUCCAAGGCUUUGUGUGGCCUGACUGAGGCUGCGGCACAGGCUGCUUACCUUGUUGGCGUAUCAGAUCCCAGUAGCCGUGCCGCCCAGCAAGGUCUGGUGGAUCCCACACAGUUUGCCAGAGCCAACCAAGCUAUUCAGAUGGCCUGUCAAAACCUAGUAGAUCCGGCCUGCACCCAGUCACAGGUGUUGUCAGCUGCCACCAUUGUGGCUAAACACACCUCCGCUCUGUGCAAUGCAUGCCGCCUGGCAUCCACUCACACCUCCAAUCCCGUGGCCAAGAGGCAGUUUGUCCAGUCUGCCAAGGAGGUGGCAAACAGCACGGCGAACCUGGUGAAGACCAUCAAGGCUUUGGAUGGGGCAUUCAAUGACGACAAUCGGGCCAAGUGUCGUGAAGCCACCGUGCCGCUUAUCCAAGCCGUAGAGAACCUUACCGCUUUCGCCUCCAAUCCGGAAUUCGCCAGUGUGCCGGCCCACAUCUCCCAAGAGGGUCUCCAUGCCAUGGAACCAAUCAUCAGCUCGGCUCAGACCAUGCUGGAGAGCUCUUCUGGCCUCAUCCAGACCGCUCGUUCCCUGGCUGCCAAUCCCAAAGACCCGCCACAAUGGUCGGUGUUGGCCGGACACUCCCGGACAGUCUCUGACUCCAUCAAGAAACUCAUCACCAAUAUGAGGGACAAGGCCCCAGGACAGAGGGAAUGUGAUCAGGCCAUCGAGCUGCUGAACCAGGCGGUGAGAGAACUGGACCAGGCCUCGCUAGAAGCCAUCAGCCAGCAAUUGGUGCCGCGGGAGGGAAUCUCACAGGAGGCGUUACACAAUCAGAUGCAGACGUCUGUACAGGAGAUCAGCAACCUAAUAGAACCGCUGGUGGCGGCGGCCCGGGCGGACUCCUCGCAGCUCGGACACAAGGUCUCCCAGAUGGCCCAAUACUUCGAGCCUCUGACCAACGCCACCAUCGGAGCCGCCUCCAAGGCCAUCAACCACCAGCAGCAGAUGAACCUUCUGGACCAGACCAAGACGCUGGCAGAGUCGGCACUGCAGAUGCUUUACACCGCCAAGGAGGCCGGAGGCAACGCCAAGGGCGCCGGACACACCCAGGAAGCUUUGGAUGAAGCCGCUCAGAUGAUGCAUGAAGCUGUGGAUGAUUUGACGGGAACACUGAAUGAAGCUGCCAGUGCGGCCGGAGCUGUAGGAGGAAUGGUGGAUUCCAUCACUCAGGCCAUCAACAAGCUGGAUGAACAGCACAUCGGUGAGCCUGAGGGAUCAUUUGUGGACUAUCAAACAACCAUGGUGAAGACAGCCAAGGCUAUAGCAGUGACGGUGCAGGAGAUGGUCACUAAAUCCACCACCAACCCCGACGAACUGGGCACAUUGGCCAACCAACUUACCAAUGACUACAGUCAGCUGGCACAUGAAGCCAAACCAGCUGCUAUGACUGCCGAGAAUGAGGAGAUUGGAUCUCACAUCAAACAGCGGGUGCAGGAACUGGGCCAUGGCUGCUCUCUGCUGGUCACCAAAGCCGGAGCUCUGCAGUGCUGCCCGACGGACAAUUACACCAAGAAGGAGCUGAUCGAUUGUGCACGGCGCGUGUCUGAGAAGGUGUCACACGUCCUGGCUGCUCUCCAAGCUGGGAACCGCGGCACUCAGGCUUGUAUCACUGCCGCCAGCGCCGUCUCCGGGAUCAUCGCCGACCUGGACACAACUAUCAUGUUUGCCACAGCCGGAUCACUGAACCGAGAGAACGCCGAAACCUUCGCAGAUCAUCGGGAGGGAAUCCUGAAGACGGCAAAGGCUCUGGUGGAGGACACGAAGGUUCUGGUGCAGAACGCCACCUCCAGUCAGGAGAAGUUGGCUCAGGCCGCCCAGUCUUCAGUCGGCACCAUCACACGGCUAGCAGAGAACGUUAAGCUGGGAGCGGCCAGUCUGGGCUCAGAAGACCCCGAGACUCAGGUGGUCCUCAUUAAUGCUGUUAAAGAUGUGGCCAAGGCAUUGGGUGACCUCAUCAGUGCCACCAAGGCAGCUGCCGGAAAGUCCAGUGAUGACCCGUCGGUGUACCAGCUGAAGAACUCUGCCAAGGUUAUGGUGACCAAUGUGACGUCUCUCCUGAAAACGGUCAAAGCCGUGGAAGAUGAAGCCACCAAGGGAACGCGGGCGCUGGAGGCCACCAUUGAGCACAUACGGCAGGAGCUGGCGACCUUCAUUUCUCCCGAGCCUCCUCCCAAGACCUCCACACCGGAAGACUUUAUCCGUAUGACCAAAGGCAUCACCAUGGCAACGGCCAAGGCCGUCGCUGCCGGAAACUCCUGUCGUCAGGAAGAUGUUAUCGCUACGGCAAACCUGAGUCGCCGCGCUAUCGCCGACAUGCUGCGUUCCUGCAAGGAAGCCGUCUAUCACCCCGAGGUCAACCAUGAUGUGCGUAUCCGGGCCACGCGGUUUGGCAAGGAGUGCGCUAUGGGCUACCUACAACUCCUGGAACACGUGUUACAGAUCCUCCAUAAGCCGACUGCAGACAUGAAGCAUCAGCUGACCGGGUUCUCCAAGCAGGUCGCCGGUUCCGUGACGGAGCUGAUCCAGGCCGCCGAGGCGAUGAAAGGCACAGAAUGGGUGGAUCCCGAGGACCCCACCGUCAUUGCCGAGAACGAGCUGUUGGGCGCAGCGGCAGCGAUAGAAGCAGCAGCCAAAAAAUUAGAGCAGCUCAAACCUCGUGCUAAACCCAAGCAAGCAGAUGAGAGUCUGAACUUCGAGGAGCAAAUCCUGGAGGCGGCCAAGUCCAUCGCAGCCGCCACCAGCGCACUCGUCAAAGCUGCGUCCGCCGCCCAGCGAGAACUGGUGGCCCAGGGCAAGGUUGGAGCCAUUCCAGCGAACGCUAUAGAUGAUGGUCAGUGGUCUCAGGGACUUAUAUCUGCUGCUCGAAUGGUUGCUGCUGCCACCAGUAACCUGUGUGAAGCGGCGAAUUCCGCAGUGCAGGGCCACGCCAGCGAGGAGAAGCUGAUUUCAUCUGCCAAGCAGGUGGCCGCAUCUACAGCUCAGCUUCUGGUGGCCUGUAAGGUGAAGGCCGACCACGAUUCGGAGGCCAUGAAGAGGCUGCAGGUUGCCGGGAACGCGGUGAAGAGAGCGUCGGACAAUUUGGUGAAGGCGGCAAAGAAAGCGGCAGCAUUCCAGGAACACGAUGAGACGGUGGUGGUGAAGGAGAAGAUGGUGGGCGGCAUCGCACAGAUUAUCGCGGCUCAGGAGGAAAUGUUACGGAAGGAGCGGGAGCUGGAGGAAGCUCGGAAGAAGCUGGCGAUGAUCCGACAACAGCAGUACAAGUUCCUUCCCUCGGAGCUCCGAGAGGAUUCGCAGAACUGAGCUCCGCCCCUCCCUCUGACCACUGCAGGCGUAACCGGCUUCCCCCGCUCACUAAUCGUUCUUGCACACGUGCCUCCAGUAGCAGAGACUUUAUUAUCCAGCGGCAUGCUGGGUGUCGGGGCCACUCCUCCUCCUUUUUCCCAUAAUCCUGUGCUGUCCCAGUGGGCGGAGCUCGCCCACUCUCAGAUUACGUUGUAACGGUUCAUAUUGUACAGGCAGUGCCUUAUCGCCCUGACGCUGGCCGCUAACCCCUCCCCCCCGUCGUGCUUUAAUAUAUUAAUCUGUGCCUUGCUGACCCCCCUAUGCUCCUCCCAGUGCGCUAAGUGAGUGUCGUGUGAUUGGUGGAAUCUGUGUGUGUAUGUGUGUGGCUCUGUCUGCCCCUCCCCCCUCGUCUUCACCUCAAGUCUAUUUCAUGCCAAAAGUGCCUAAACGUGCAAUGCACAAUCAUAGUGUUACCGCCGCCGCGCGUCCCGCGUCAUUUCUAUGGAAAUAUCUAUUUUUAUUUUACAUUUGUUGAGAUUUCUAUGCUGUAUGUCGGACCGGCCGCGGUCCCCUUCCAAUGGCUCCACCAAAAAAAAGUGUUAUAAGCAAUAAAUAUUCUCACCUGGAGCUCCUC
Molecule: messenger RNA, 5794 nt
Organism: Rana temporaria (common frog)
Lineage: Eukaryota; Metazoa; Chordata; Amphibia; Anura; Ranidae
Product: talin-1-like
Exons: 38
Coding region: 1-5178 (1725 amino acids)
Biological process (GO): platelet aggregation
Cellular component (GO): focal adhesion; plasma membrane
Molecular function (GO): actin filament binding; integrin binding
Source: RefSeq, a predicted model, not a curated record